CGGGUGUAUGUAGUCAUAUGCUUAUAGUUAAACUGGUUCAGUCAUAUCGUAUCGUGUAUCAAAGUAUUCAGUUGAAAAGUGAGUUUCAGUAACCUGGUGAAUUUGCGAGACAAAAUUUGGUAAGGGUUAUGGGACGCAGAUGUGGGAGAAAAUGGCACGUGUGCCAUUCAAUUGUAUUGUGGACUUCGAUGUCUUCACGCUUUCCAACACGUAAUGCUUCGGUUCUAAAAGCGAAAUGAUUUUCAGUGGUAACAAUAGGAGCUUUCCCCUUUGGUCAUUCCAUACCAUUAAAUCAUACCAUUAAGUACAGCGCUAACUGUCCGGAGAUGGGCAAUCAGUGGAACCGAAUGUGACGCGAACACGCGGGACAGAAUUUGCUUGUGUCCCUCUGUCUCCCUCAUCCGCUUCCCUGGUAGCGUGUAAUUAUUAAUUACGUCAUUAAUUACGUAUAUCAUUCGUAAGAGGGAUUCCGAAGGACCCUAGAAAGUUUUGUACCGCGUGUAUUUUAUGGUUACACCAGGACGUCAUUAUGGGAAUCCGAAAUGGGAGAAGAGCAAGAAGAAAGCGGAGGAGACGGUACUGCCAUCAGAACAUCGUUCAAGCUGUGAGUCUGUGCCAUGAAUCACAGUAUGUGGAACUGAGGAAGUGGCUCAAGGAGGGAGGGUUCAACUCCAAAUCGUUGAUCCCAGCACUUUUCUCAGACACUGGGAGAGGACUCAUGACCACAAAGUCUAUUCAGGCUGGUGAUCUACUCAUUUCCCUACCUGAGAACUGUCUGUUGACUACUGCAAGUGUCCUCAGUAGCUACAUGGGAGAGUAUGUCAAGAGAUGGAAGCCCUCUGUCUCUCCUCUACUGGCCCUUUGUGCCUUCCUCAUCUCUGAGAGGCACUUGGCGAUGGGGUCACAGUGGAAGCCCUAUGUCGACGUGCUGCCCAAAACCUACACGUGCCCCGUGUACUUCCCUGAUGACGUCAUCAGCCUCCUGCCCAGAGGUCUCAGGAGGAAGGCCCUGGAUCAGAGAGAUGAGGUCGCAAAGCUGCACUCGUCGUCUUUGGGCUUUUUCAGAUCUCUCCAGCCCCUCUUCAGACAGCCUGUGGAGAGCAUUUUCACCCAUGAUGCUUUGCGCUGGGCGUGGUGCAGUGUCAACACUCGGACCGUGUACAUGGAGCACCCGCAGAGCCCCCACCUCUCCAGGGAGCGGGACGUAUAUGCACUGGCACCUUACCUUGACCUCCUCAACCACUGUCCUGAAGUGCAGGUGGAGGCAGGUUUCAGCCAGGUGACCAGGUGCUAUGAGAUUCGGAGUGUGCAAGGCUGCAAGAAGUACCAGCAGGCCUUUAUCUGCUACGGUCCCCACGACAACCAGCGGCUCCUCCUGGAGUACGGCUUUGUCGCCCCCGACAACCCCCACAGCGUCGUCUAUGUGGAUCCAGGUGACCUGCAGGUGUGCCUCUCUGGAGCAGACAAGCAGUUUGCACAGAAACUGCUUUUCCUGAAGCAGCAUGACUUUCUAGUAAACUUGACCUUUGGGCCAGAAGGGCCUUCCUGGAGGUUGAUGACCGUACUCAGACUAUUGUCCCUUCAGCCAGACCAGUAUUCGUGCUGGAAGAGUGUCCUCUUGGGGGCAGCAGUGAGUCAGGACAAGGAGGAGAGGAGCCUUCACUUGGCCCAGACGUUGUGUCAGUACCUCUGGGAUGAGAACGCUACAGCUCUGCAGAGUGUAUCUCUCUUGAAGGAGGGUGCAGGGGCAUCUACCAGGGAACAGCUUGCUGUGGUAGAAUGCCUCAGACUCGAAGCACAGGGCAUUCUGGGACAUUCACAGGAAUUGCUGAGGAAUCCUCAGAGGUGACCAAUCUGGGUAAAAGAUGCUGCCCUGCCAGUGCAGGAAUAUAAGGAAUGAGGCUGGUUUUAAGCUGACUCGAGACCCAGAAAUCAGGGUUGGAUCCAACCCUGUAUCAAAAAGUAUAGCAGUCCACUGUGGGGUCAGUAGCUUAGUCCACCUGGGUUAUGUGCCAAGCGGAGUCAGUGGGAUGCUUUGUAGUGUCCAAUGCAAAGUUGACACUGUCAUCUGGUCCAGCUGUCAAAUACUGUUAUCCCUGGAAUUGAGACGGGCCAUUUUCUUAGAGAGGUUGCUGGAUGCUUCUCGUUUAACAUCAGCCAUUAACCAGGAUCAUUGUGGCACUUCUGUGCUGAUCCCUCUGUUAGCAGACA
Megalops cyprinoides (Indo-Pacific tarpon) is the source of this 2211-nucleotide messenger RNA. RefSeq names its product SET domain containing 4 (gene setd4). The transcript has 10 exons. Gene Ontology annotation, molecular function: transcription coactivator activity; protein binding; histone H3K4 methyltransferase activity. NCBI's taxonomy places the organism in Eukaryota, Metazoa, Chordata, Actinopteri, Elopiformes, Megalopidae. Gene Ontology annotation, biological process: peptidyl-lysine dimethylation; peptidyl-lysine trimethylation; positive regulation of transcription by RNA polymerase II. Bases 530 to 1849 code for a protein of 439 amino acids. The record is from RefSeq and is a predicted model, not a curated record.